This is a messenger RNA of Exophiala spinifera, 555 nucleotides long. RefSeq lists its product as uncharacterized. Gene Ontology annotation, molecular function: protein phosphatase inhibitor activity. The transcript is spliced from 3 exons. Gene Ontology annotation, cellular component: cytoplasm. Bases 1 to 555 code for a protein of 184 amino acids. Lineage: Eukaryota; Fungi; Ascomycota; Eurotiomycetes; Chaetothyriales; Herpotrichiellaceae. The record is from RefSeq and is a predicted model, not a curated record.
AUGAAUCCACACCAAAAGAACAAGAUCGACAUCAGCAAACUGUCUCCGGAUGAGCAGAGACUGUUUAGACUCUACGGCAAGCUUCCGAACAAGUCAGAUCUAUUGCAGAACAAGUUGAAGGAGCGCAAGUACUUCGACUCAGGAGACUACGCCCUCUCCAAAGCCGGCAAGGCCUCAGACACGGGCGUCACGACCAUCGGCACCGAGCAUCCUAAAGCCGAAGAGAUCCCCCACACCAGUCCUCUCAUGCACACGCUCUCCCGCAACGACUCGGUCUCUGGCGCGGCCGGGGCAGCCGCACUCGCGUCCAGCCCGGAUGGACAACCCAUGCUCCCAGGUCACGCCGGCAUGCACCGCGGCAGCAUAACCGGUAUCCCAGGCGGUGGACUGCCGGGAGCCACUGGCCGCAGCCCAGUCAAGGAGAGCAGCUUCCUGGCCCGAAGUGCAAGCAUAGACGAGGCGAACGUGGACGGCAGUGCAAGAGCUGACAACGUCAGUCUGGAGGGAAGCGUCAGUCCACCCGCGAAGAGAGAAGGGAUCCCUAUUCGCAGAUAG